AUGCCUUACAACACGCGCCGCAAAUCGUUGUCCCUGCCCAGCCUGGGCAUACACGUCCCCGUCACGCACGCCUCUCGCGCUGCUGCCUCGUCCAAAAGCACAUCUCGCGGGGCCUCGACUUCGGCGUCCGCCACACCCGCGGCCAGUUCCUCGCGCUCAGAAUCUCCAGAUGCGCACCCCAACAAGCGCAUCAAGAAAUCCCAUGCCGCAGAUACUGCCGUCAUCGAGACGACACCGCCGCCCUCGCCUCCCCGAGCCAUUAGCGAGGAGAUGCCAGAUGCCGACGCAGCCCAGAAGAUCGAUAUCGAGAGCAUUAAGGACGACAUUGUCGAAGCAGUUGUUGUCCAGCUACAGUCGACCGCCAAUCGCCCUCAUCUCAUCAAGGAGUUGGCGACCGUUCUCAUGCAGUCAUUGACGGCUGUACAACAAUCUGCAAACCCCUGCGCCAUCAUCUCAUCCCGCCUCGCCUCCUACAUGAAGCGGACCUGCUGGUCUGCCUCAGCGCCCUGUCCACUGGGCAAAGAGCUUGAGGCAGUACACCCGCGACGCACCUACUACUUCCUUACAAAUCUUCCUAGGCAGCCACUCCCAGACUUUAGCGCAAGUCUUCAGGUUGCCUCUCUCACCCCAUCAGUAUCUCUUACCGAGGAUUCUGGCUCAGAUGACAUCGAGGCAAGGCGACGUGAACUGAGCCCUUCUCCCGAGGUGGACCUGUCUGCCACCGAGUUUGACAAUACCGAUGACGAUAUCUUAAUGCCCAUGACCCCCAUCGGAUCCUUCUCUUCACAUCAGAGCAGAGUUAUCCUUAGCCCCCGCAACAACGCCCCGCCUCUGGAGAAGGAUGAGCGGGAAUUCACACAGACUGCAGAUGGCCUGCAGAAGCGCAAACUAAACGCGGAAGUCCCUCAGCCAGAAACCGUCGAGCGCCACAGCAUCGCCAUGAUGGACUACUAUCGGGACGACGUAUGGUUUUCCGAUAGCCGCCCCAGCGCGACCACCACUUUUCUCGCUAGCCCCUCCAUCAAGCCGAGCAUUUCCGCUGGUCGGAAAGAAGACGACGCUGACGCUUGGGAAAGACUCAACAAGCUGUUUGAGUGGGGCAAGGGCGCCGAGAGCAUCGAGAUAGACGAGCUUGAUUGCUUGCUAGAUGCAUGCUGA
Messenger RNA from Trichoderma gamsii, 1158 nucleotides. RefSeq lists its product as hypothetical. NCBI's taxonomy places the organism in Eukaryota, Fungi, Ascomycota, Sordariomycetes, Hypocreales, Hypocreaceae. The transcript has 2 exons. The record is from RefSeq and is a predicted model, not a curated record. The coding region runs from base 1 to 1158 and encodes 385 amino acids.